Molecule: messenger RNA, 1660 nt
Organism: Morus notabilis
Lineage: Eukaryota; Viridiplantae; Streptophyta; Magnoliopsida; Rosales; Moraceae
Product: UDP-N-acetylmuramoyl-tripeptide--D-alanyl-D-alanine ligase
Biological process (GO): cell wall organization; biosynthetic process
Molecular function (GO): ATP binding; UDP-N-acetylmuramoyl-tripeptide-D-alanyl-D-alanine ligase activity
Source: RefSeq, a predicted model, not a curated record
CCAUGAUCUUUCCCACCAACCUCUUCUUCGACUUUUGGUCUCUUCUUUUUGUACUAACAGACGAGCUAGUGAGUUCACUAUCAGGUCUAUGAACUUCUUCCUUUUCUUCUCCUUCUUUUUGAUUUAAAAAAUCGUCAGAAAUCACAUUAUGAUUAAUUCAAUCACAAAUCCCAUAUUUUCUCACCUACACACAUUCACAAAACCCACAUGCUACGCAGUAACAAAACCCACAAAUUCCAUUUCCCAAAACACCCACCAAGCGCAGAAAUUUCUCCCUCUCUGGACAGUCACCGAGAUAGCUCAGGCCGUCAAUGGCAGAAUCGUGAAGUGGGGCCCACCCGGUACCAUUUCCACAGACACCAGAACCCUUCAACCCCACCAGUGGUUCUUUGCCAUUUGCGGUGAAAAUUUUGAUGCCCAUGAUUUCAUAACCCCAGAUUUGUCUCACAAAGGCUGUGUUGGAGUUAUUGGGAAAAGGGUUUGUGAGAAUUGGGACAAGGGUUUUGUAGAAAUCAAAGGAGACACUAUUUUGUCACUUAUGAUGAUGGCUAGUUAUGCAAGAGAUAGGUUUAGUGGUGAGCUGAUAGGAGUAACUGGGAGUGUUGGCAAAACUACUACAAAAGCCAUGAUAGCUUUGGCUCUUGGUGGUAUUGCAAAUAUGGUUUAUGGUAAUGGGAAUUGGAAUAAUAGAAUUGGGGUUGCUUUGUCACUAAUUGGGAUGCCUAGGAAUGCUGGGGUUGGAGUUUUGGAGAUGGGAAUGAUUAGGAAAGGCGAGAUUUUGGAGCUGGCAAGGAUGGCCAGGCCAAGUGUUAGAGUGGUUCUGAAUGUCCGGGCUUCGCAUUUGGCGAAUUUCGCAAGUUUGGAGGACUUGGCGAUGGCGAAAGGGGAAAUUCUUGUGGAGGCUAAGCCUGGGGAUGUUUGUGUUAUGAAUGCUGAUGAUCCCUUAGUUCUGAGCCUCCCAGUACCUCGUGGGGUUAACAGGGUACUCUUUGGGCGGAGAAUGGGGUGUGACGUUCGGCUGGUGGCAGCAGAAAGUGCAGAUGGAGGUCAUGCACUUCGAGUUGUUUUAGAAAAAGAUGAAGAGAUGGUCGAACUGCUGAUUCCUAUUCCGGGACUACAUUUAGCUCAUAAUGCAUGUGCAGCGGCAGCAGCCGCUACUCAUCUAGGGGUUCCCCUAAAACAAGUUGCAACUUCCUUGUCGACGUUUUCCCCGGUUUGCAUGAGAUCAGAGCUUAUAGUAGCUAGAAAUGGCAUCAAAAUUGUGAAUGAUGUUUACAAUGCCAAUCCUAUUAGCACCAAAGCUGCCAUUGACUUGCUAAAUAGCAUGGAGUGCAAAGGCAAAAGAGUUGCCAUACUUGGAGACAUGUUAGAACUCGGCCCAAAUGAAAUAAUGUUUCAUGACAUGAUUUUGAACAGUUGUGAUGCAUGUAUUGAUUUACUUUCUCUUGUUGGGAAGAGAUUUUUUAUUGCGGCCCCAAAUCUAAAUCUAGUUAAAGACAGAAAAGUUGUAGGGCCCGUAGUUUCUCAUGAUGCAGAAAGUAUUGCAGUGAAAAUUCUCAAGCAGAUUGGUUGUGGUGAUGUUGUUUUGGUCAAGGGCAGUCGAAGAAUGGAAAUGGAGAAAGUUGUAAAUACAUUGAAAGAAAUGGAAAUUCAAAACUGA